AUGUGUUGUUUUUUCACCGCAGUUGAGCGCGGUGCAGACGGUGCGCGCGUGUUGAACAAGGAGAAAAAGCCGUAUACGAACGCUGAAGGGGAGGUAAUAGAAGAGGACCGCUAUGGGACGUCACAGCCCCUUCGCUUCGGAGAGGAUGACUACAACAUCCAGGCUCUAAACAAUCUGCCCUAUCAUCGCCUGCACGCGGGUCACGUUGACCUUCUCAAGAAGGAUGGUCUCGCCAAAGUGCACUUCUGCGUUGCUAAGUUACACGCACUUCCUGUUGAGGCGCUUUUAGACGACUUCACGGCGGCCAAAGCGGCAUUCCCGGGGAAACCCCUGAUCACGUGCAUUCUGGAGGCGCUUUUGCUCUCCCGGAAGGGGCUUCAAAUGGAUCCGGUUCAGUUUAUGCCUCAGCUACUAGGGCGCCUGGAGGACAACGAGACAACAGCCGAGUUCAAGCAGCGCUUACGUGAAUAUAGCUCAAAAGUGUGGUUCGAGCCCGAUGUCAACAUCCUGGUGCGUCCCGGGGGUCAACUGCUUCACGGCAUCCACGUGCACACGUCCGAAAUUUACAUGAUGACGAUUACGUCAUGUGGACAUUAUGUAAUCACAGUCUGCGGGUCGUUGGAGGAGAUCAAAAUCUGGAACAUCAAGGUCGACCCCCACGGUUGCUACGCAAUGUGA
Molecule: messenger RNA, 678 nt
Organism: Dreissena polymorpha
Lineage: Eukaryota; Metazoa; Mollusca; Bivalvia; Myida; Dreissenidae
Product: NACHT domain- and WD repeat-containing protein 1-like
Exons: 5
Coding region: 1-678 (225 amino acids)
Source: RefSeq, a predicted model, not a curated record